UGUAGAUGGGCUAAAUACUCGGGAUCUGAAGUUAAGAUACAAGGAUAAAUCCACAGGCCCAUUCAAACCUAUUAGUCAGUCCAUUUCGUUCAAACCUCAUUUCGUCAAGUUCCGCUACACAACUACAUUCGAUAAAGUGCUCCUCAUAAUCGGCUCAGUUGUAGCUGUAGGUACUGGUAUUGGAUUACCAAUGAUGUCUAUUAUUAUGGGUAAUGUUUCACAGAACUUCAUGGAUAUCAAUGGAAACACAAC
This is a messenger RNA of Cooperia oncophora, 252 nucleotides long. The record is from the annotation of a GenBank genome assembly. NCBI's taxonomy places the organism in Eukaryota, Metazoa, Nematoda, Chromadorea, Rhabditida, Trichostrongylidae.